CACCUCGUUCACUUGCAGAUUCCUUUCUCUUUUCCUUUCUUGUCAUUCAUUGAUUCUUAAAAGGUCGAGGGGGCUCUUGAUGAACCCAUUCAAACAUGGAUUCAAGGUCCACGCCCACCCAAGACACAGAUGAUGAGAAACGACCCAGUGGGGGUCUAAGGCGCGUAUCGACAUACGAUGCCACCACGGGAACUCUUGAUCAUGAGCAAAAUGGCCUGAGCACGCAGACAGUCGUACGAGACGAUGGACGCGUCGACAUCAACAUCACCGAGAACUCGAAACUCACGGAACAGCUCAACCAGAUCAAUUUGAACCUGAACCAAAUCCAUGAAGAGGAACUAGGCCAACCGCCGCCGCCGUUCGUGGACCAAGAGGGCGUGCCGUUCAACCCACCACCGCCGCUCAACGUGGUGAUCCAAGUCGUCGGCUCUCGAGGCGAUGUCCAACCCUUUGUCGCACUCGGACAGGUGCUGAAGAACCAAUACGGUCAUCGUGUACGAUUGGCCACCCACGGAACCUUCAAGGGGUUCGUCGAAGAACAUGGCCUGGAAUUCUUCGACAUCGGCGGUGACCCCGCUGAGCUCAUGGCCUUCAUGGUCAAGAAUCCGGGUCUCAUACCAGGUGUGAAGUCACUCCGAGAAGGCGACGUGGGCAAACGUAGAAAGGGCAUGGCCGAGAUUCUCGAGGGGUGUUGGAAGUCGUGUGCCGAUAGCGACGAGGUCAACGAUUCCCAUCACGCCAACAGCAGUGGUGGUGGCCCACGAAAAAAACCGUUUAUCGCCAACGCCAUCAUCGCCAACCCGCCUAGCUUCGCCCAUAUCCAUUGUGCACAGAAGCUGGGAGUACCUCUGCAUCUGAUGUUUACCAUGCCAUGGUCGCCAACUCGCGAGUUUCCACAACCCAUAGCAAAUAUCCACACGUCCAACAACGCAAGCGGAUGGGCGGCCAACGAAAUGAGCUACACUCUCGUCGACAUGAUGACGUGGGAAGGUCUAGGCGACAUCACCAACAAUUUCAGAACAGAGACUCUUGGACUAGGCGCGCUGUCCCAAGCCGCGGCGGUAGACAUGUUGUAUAAACUGCGAAUACCAUACACAUAUUGCUGGUCUCCAGCACUUAUCCCAAAGCCCAAAGACUGGGGUCCGCACAUCACAAUUUCAGGCUUCUUCUUCCUCAACAUGGCAUCCAACUACCGUCCGGACCCAGACCUCGCAGAGUUCCUCGCCGCGGGUCCGCCACCGGUGUACAUUGGCUUCGGCUCCAUCGUGGUCGACGACCCCAACGCAAUGACCAAACUCAUCUUUGACGCGGUGAAAAAGACUGGACAACGUGCGCUUGUCUCCAAAGGCUGGGGUGGCCUCGGUGGUGAUGCCCUCGGCAAGCCCGAAGGAGUGUUCAUGCUAGGUAAUUGUCCCCAUGACUGGCUGUUCCAGCGUGUGUCUUGUGUGGUUCAUCACGGCGGCGCUGGCACCACUGCUGCCGGGAUAGCCCUGGGUCGGCCGACUGUCAUUGUUCCCUUUUUCGGUGACCAGCCAUUCUGGGGUUCGAUGGUCGCCCGCGCCGGUGCAGGUCCAACACCCAUUCCGGCCAAAGAGCUCACGGCAGACCGUCUUGCCGAUGCCAUCUUGGAAGCGCUCAAGCCCGCGACGCUCGAACGGGCUCGGGAACUUGGCGACCGGAUCAAGGAGGAGAAAGGGUGCGAAGUGGGAGCAGCAAGCUUUCAUCAGCAAAUGAACGUCGACGGUCUCCGAUGUGCUCUGGCACCGAACCGGCCCGCCGUGUGGUUCAUCAAGUCCAAAAGCCCAGUGGGCCGUGGCAUCAGACUGAGCGCCUUCGCUGCCACCGUGCUCAGCAACGAGGGUCUCCUGGACAUCAACCAGCUUCGUCUGUACCGGCCGUACGAGUACCCCGUGGAAGCUGGCCAAUUUACGUGGGAUCGCGGACCGAACCCUGUUUUGAGUCACUUUGGAUCCGUGGCUUACACCGCGCUGCACCUACCGAUCAACAUCGCCAAGAAGUGGAGUGGCGUCGUGUACCAGCCCUACAAAGGUGCCAGGGCAGGAGGAUGGAAAGGCUUCGGCAAGGGCAUAGGUAAAGGCAUAGGCGGUCUCCUCAUGCCGGCCAGAGCCAUCACCGUGAACGGCAGGAAGUUUGGCAUUCGAGCCGCGUAUGACGCGUUGAGGAAGCAAUACGGCGACGACACUUUGAGUUUCAUCCUCGCGGCGCACUUUACGCAGGGUUACGAGGACGCCAAAGCCUCGACGGAGGAAGAGCGGAGCGAGGUGGUGGCCCGAUGGCAUGGUAUGCAGUUGCACGUGCAGCUGACACCGACUCAAUCACAGAGAGCAGCUGCACCGGACGUCACACUGCUGACGAAAGCCGUACCUGAGUCGAAAGGGUAGUAGAGCUGACACCGAGUUUCUGCGUCUCGCUAUUAUACAGUGCCAGGAGAUCCCACCCACAACCCCAAGGUGACGACUAAAACUGCCCGACUAUAGUCACUUGCUGGUUGCCACGCCCCCGAAAGUCGCCUCACAAGCGCACGUCAAGGUCUACGGUGACGGCGCGAAGGUAUCAUCUGGCCCUGGAUACCCUUCAACCUUUGGAUGCGCCAUAUACUUCUCAUGCCCUUGACGGAGAACAACGAGCUGAUGACGACACACGCGACGGUCAUGACGGGGAAGCCGUACGGUGCUUCCUCCAGAUAAUUGAUCAGGUUCAUUCCGAACAAGCCGGCCACCAGAGUCCCCGCUCCGACGCCGAGAGUGUGGAUGGCGACCUUGGCCUCGAGAAACAUGAUUUGGUUCCGUUGCACGUCGAGGCUCGACCUGAAUGUGUUUUCCUUCUUGCGCAUGACGUCCAUGGCGCCACCGGCCGACUCGACCAGGGCGUCCGCGGCGGUAUGGUAGGCCUCGAGCAUGUACUCGGCCUCUUGGUGGUCGUCGAUCUCGUGGGAAUUUCCCGCCUUUCUGUCGGAGAGGUACAUGCCGGCCAGAUCCUCGUCGGUGUCGAGGACCUCACGGAUCGUGUCCCGCACCAGCCGGGCCUUUUGUUCGAUCUUGCCCAGUUGUCGAGAAUGUUCAAACAGCAGGUCGAGACCGACGGCGGCGAAACCGGACUCGAGGUUCAGUUUUUCCGCGCUCUCUUCUGCGUCUUGUUUCGCCCGGACGAGGUCCUCGCGCAUGGUGGAGAGGACGGCGAUCAGGGCCGCUUCCACCGCACGUAGCUCGUACGGUAAUUCGGGAAGGUCGGCGGUUUCUUUGGCCGACAUUCGCCUCUCAAAGUCGCCGUACAUGGUACUGCUGGCGCUGUCAUUUUCGGUUUCGUUUUCGUUUCCCUCUUCAUCCUGAGAACCAUUAGAACGAGAAUCGCGUAGAUUGAUGAGGAGAGCCUCAUCGGCCUGGAUGAUCAUGCACAGGUCGAAGAAUUGUAAAAGAAUCGUGGCCGGUCGGAUGAGGAUGCGCGUGACCGAUUCAGAGCGAAGGUCAAUGUCCCGCAGAUCUCGAUGUCGGAGUUCGAAUUGCUCUGCUAUCUUGGACUUUGUGAGUUGUCUGUGCUCGGACAGCAACGAACCGUCCUUGUCGAAGUAUGCACACGUCAAUUCGGUGUCCCUCGCGGAGGUCAAAUUAGGUUUGGACCCGUCAUCACGGACGGUGGAAGAUUUCCCAAGAGAAUCAUCAUCUUUUUGUCGUAAGAAUGCGGAUGAAUGGUGGUACGCGGAGACGACACGUUUUCUGUCUCGUGACACGAUACGGUCGGGACACGUCUUGUGACGAGGUGUUUUUGGUGUCGUAAGAGAUGAAGACGAAAAUGUCUUGGUAGAGAUGGCAGUCCAAGGAUCAACAUAUUGAAAGCCCGACUUGAUCGAGUUUGAGGCUGAUGAGGAGGACCAUAAGCUCGGACGUAGACGUAAUGGACGAGCGGUAAAUGCCGCCAGUCGCAUAGCCGUGGUCACCCUCAUCGGGGGUCAGGAUUUGGUUUCUUUUUUUUU
Messenger RNA from Exophiala oligosperma, 3991 nucleotides. RefSeq lists its product as uncharacterized. The record is from RefSeq and is a predicted model, not a curated record. NCBI's taxonomy places the organism in Eukaryota, Fungi, Ascomycota, Eurotiomycetes, Chaetothyriales, Herpotrichiellaceae. Gene Ontology annotation, molecular function: hexosyltransferase activity; UDP-glycosyltransferase activity. Gene Ontology annotation, biological process: carbohydrate metabolic process. Bases 96 to 2402 code for a protein of 768 amino acids. The transcript is spliced from 4 exons.